Messenger RNA from Topomyia yanbarensis, 916 nucleotides. Its product is annotated as mitochondrial pyruvate carrier 2-like. The transcript has 3 exons. Gene Ontology annotation, molecular function: pyruvate transmembrane transporter activity. The record is from RefSeq and is a predicted model, not a curated record. The coding region runs from base 122 to 493 and encodes 123 amino acids. Gene Ontology annotation, biological process: pyruvate import into mitochondria. Gene Ontology annotation, cellular component: mitochondrial inner membrane. NCBI's taxonomy places the organism in Eukaryota, Metazoa, Arthropoda, Insecta, Diptera, Culicidae.
GUAUCAGGUAUUAGCCAGUCAGUGUUGUGUAUGGGAGUUAUUAUUAAUUUAGUUUUAGCAAGACCACAUAUAAUAUAAUAGUAUUCAUUGAAACGUUCCUGCUUUACUUUAUAUAAGGAGAAUGUCGAAAGUCUACAACACCUUAAUCACUACUACGGAUCGAUUUGUACCGAAUGCUUUGAGACCCAUUUGGAACCAUGCUGCAGGACCGAAAACAGUAUUCUUCUGGGCACCGGUGUUUAAAUGGGGUCUGGUCGUUGCUGGUCUAAGCGAUCUACGCCGUCCGGCCGAUCAGCUGUCGGUGUCUCAAGCGGCUUCCUUAGCUGCUACCGGCUUGAUUUGGUCCCGCUACUCGCUGGUCAUUAUUCCGAAGAACUACGGCCUGUUCUCAGUGAAUUUGUUUGUAGCGACUACUCAGCUAGCUCAGCUGUACCGUGCCUGGGAUCAUUCUAGAAAGCAUCCCGCACCGAUCGAGGAACCAAAAAAAGAAUAGUGACGGUAGUAGUGGGUAGGUUUCACCGUUCGCCGCUUCUAAUAAGUCCAAUAUUAUAGCGAAUAUGGAUGCAAAUUGUCAAAAACUAUGAUUUUAUCGGAAUAGUUUGAAAUUGGCCUGUAAGGCGUUAAAUUAUUGCCGUUUUUCAUUGAAACACCCCGGGGCAGUGGAUUGUACUGGUGUUGCAUGUCCUAGCAGAAGAGCAGGCCCCGCUAAAGUGCAAUUCCGCUUUUGCGGUGUUUUUCAAUGAAAAACGCCAUAUGUAAAAUACAAUCAAGUAAAUGAUUCAAAAUCUUGGGUAUGUAAACGGGUUGGUUAAAUUAAGUGUUUUGUAAUUGAGUUUUAGUAAGAAAGAUCUGUCUGUUUAUAGGUAUAGUUUGUAAAAGAUGGAAUAUAAAAUAAUACACGUAUUGUUGUAUAUAA